Molecule: messenger RNA, 909 nt
Organism: Babesia bigemina
Lineage: Eukaryota; Apicomplexa; Aconoidasida; Piroplasmida; Babesiidae
Exons: 1
Coding region: 1-909 (302 amino acids)
Source: RefSeq, a predicted model, not a curated record
AUGCAAGCCUUCCAAGCGUUCGCCGCGGCAGUGUGCCUGCUCGCGCAAUACGUCGCGGCUGUGGCACACAACGCCCGUAACAACCCGUCUCCUCCGGAACUAAGCGCCCCCAGCCACGGACCCACCGCCGCUGUUAACACGGCGCAGCUGCACAACGUCAAGUUGCCCAACACCGGCUCCGUCUUGCCUUCGCAUUCCAACUUCUUAAGCACGAUAUUCCAGUGGAUCUCUGGCGAGCCAGAGACUAAGGUGCGCAAUUUCACCGAGAAUGUGCACUCCGCGGCGGUCGAAUUCACGAACAUUCACCGGAACAAGUCGAUCAAGAAGCCGUUCAUCGAGAUCCAGAAGUCGGUUGCCGCCUACUCCGACGACCAGCAGCGUGCCCUGGUGCACUUCACCCUGGGCCAUGACACCAAGGCGCAAUCUGCCCACGUGACCAGUGCGAAGUUGACGCUCAAACGCCUGUCUGGCGGUGAUGAGUUCGGCGCGGAGUGCCCGAACAAGAAGAUCAAGAUCACUCGGAUCCACCCACCGGAGGGCGAAGGAGCGAACGAGCCCAAGACCGUGGGCAACACCUACACUGCGGAUGUCACCGACAGCGACGUCACUUGCGACCUGACGCCCAUGUUCACCGCAGAUGUGGCGCCUGCAGACUACCACGACUUCUGGCUCAUGCUUGAGAGCGAGCCGUUGUGCUACUUCACGUUCGACGGGAAGUCAACCAACGCUUACGUGGCCCUUGUGGUCAACAAAUCCGUCACCGAGGUGCAGCAGUACAAGAACUCCAUGAUGACGCCCCUCGCCCUCCUCGGCCUCGUUGGUGUCGGCACUACCAUUUACCUCUGCACGAAGAACCAGACCGACUACACUUACUUCCAGGACCAAGGGGAAUUCAUUGUCGACGCGUGA